Molecule: messenger RNA, 816 nt
Organism: Paralichthys olivaceus (Japanese flounder)
Lineage: Eukaryota; Metazoa; Chordata; Actinopteri; Pleuronectiformes; Paralichthyidae
Source: RefSeq, a predicted model, not a curated record
GUGGGCGGGACUAAGCCCGUGGCAGCACACAGAAAACUUUGUUAGCUUGUUCGCUAACAUCGAAUCAUCGUCUGUUCAGAAAUGACACGAGCGUGAGGCAGCGCGACACAAACCACUGGAAGGAUGCAUUGCGAAGGCGGUGAUGACGUGUGCAGAUGGGCCACUUCAGUGCUGCUGAACAGCAAACAUGAAAUCAGCGCUCGAGUUCAGCAGUUUGUGGAGGAGAGGAUGCAGACCACCAUGCUCACUGGUGUACUGAUAGGAGCUGCAGUCGCCGUCUCACUGAUUGGCAUUGUGGUCCUCUUCCUUUACAGGAGAUACAAGCUUGCUCGUAAACAACAGCCAGGUGCUCCUCAGUAUCGCUUCAGGAAAAGAGAUAAAGUGCUCUUCUAUGGAAGGAAGAUCAUGCGAAAGGUCCAGACGUUGUCGUUGAUUCCAACCCCCUCCUCCACCUCAGUAUCAAAGCAGUCGCAGCGCAUUCGCAAAAGAACCAAAGUCCUAAGCAUAGCUCGCAAAAUCCUUCGGAUCCGUAAAGACCCUCCCACCCUGCAGCCCAAGGAACCCCCUCCCUCACUGCUGGAGGCUGACUUAACAGAGUUUGAUGUGCAGAGCUCAAACCUGCCCUCUGAGGUCCUCUACAUGCUGAAGAAUGUCAGGGUCUUGGGACAUUUUGAGAAGCCCCUGUUCCUGGAGUUGUGUCGCCACAUGGUGUUUAUUGAACUGCAGGAAGGCGAAGGUCUGUUCAGGCCGGGAGACGAUGACGACAGCAUCUACGUGGUGCAGGAUGGACGACUCGAGCUCUGUAUCCAGGAGAAC